CGCCGGCGCCGACUGUUCCCAUCCUCGGGCAUCACGUCAUUGGCGAAGGGGCUGGUUUCCUCUGUAGAGGAGGAGGAAGAGGAGGCGGAGGAGGACCCCGCUUUCCAUCAGCACCAAGGAGAGCUCCUCCCGACCUUCCCUCCCCUCCCCUGUCGCCAUUCGUCCGGCUUUUGCUGCUUUUUUUCUCCGAGCCAUCCAAGAAGGGGGCUGGAGCUAAUUUGGGGAAGAGAGAGAGGAGGGAGAUAUUUCAGAGCCAUCCGCUCUUGGGGGAGGUUGACCCAACGCCUUGUUUUCUGGGGGAAAAUAGGGAGAAGAGGAAGGGGGAGGGGAGGGGGUGGGGAGGAGGAGGAAGAGGAAGAAGAGGAGGAGGAAGAGGUAGCAGUGACACCACCAGGGCUAUUGAGAGCAUCUUUCCCCUGGAUGGAAUCACAUUGUAUCCGGUCCACUAUGGCGCUGGGGUUGUCCUCCAAGAAAACCUCUUCCCGGAACGUCUCAGUAGAAAGGAAAAAUCUGAUUACAGUCUGCAGAUUCUCUGUGAAUACUUUAUUGGAAAAAUAUAUGAUAGAACCCAUUGAUGACUCAUCCGAAGAGUUUGUCAACUUUGCUGCAAUUUUAGAGCAUAUACUCAGCCAUCGUUUCAAAGGGGAUCAUGGUCCUGCCAGUUGGUUUAGCUCUGAUGGACAACGUGGCUUCUGGGAUUACAUCCGCCUGGCAUGCAACAAAGUCCCAAAUAACUGCGUCAGUAGUAUUGAAAACAUGGAAAACAUAAGCUCCUCCAGAGCUAAGGGCCGGGCAUGGAUUCGUGUGGCCCUGAUGGAGAAGCGCAUGUCUGAGUAUAUUGCAACAGCACUUCGGGAUACUAGAACCACCAGAAGAUUUUAUGAUGAUGGAGCAAUAAUGCUGCGAGAAGAAUCGACUGUCCUUACAGGAAUGCUGAUUGGACUCAGUGCUAUAGACUUCAGUUUCUGCCUCAAAGGGGAAAUUAUGGAUGGUAAGACACCAGUGGUUAUCGACUAUACUCCAUAUCUGAAGUUUACACAGAGUUAUGAUUACCUAAGUGAUGAAGAGGACCGGCACAGCCUGGAAAGCAGUACUAGUGAAGAGAGCUCUCCUGACCACCCUUACUUACCAUUAGUGACUGCAGAAGACAGCUGGUACAUUAAAUGGCGCAAGAUAGAGCAGAAGUUUCGCAUCGUCUAUGCACAAAAGGGCUAUCUAGAAGAGCUAGUUCGGUUGAGAGAGUCACAACUCAAGGAUCUGGAGGCAGAGAACAAGCGCCUGAAGUUAAGGCUGGAAGAGGUGAAGGUGCAGAAUCAGUUAGAGAAACGGGAAUUGGAAGGGAUCAUCCUGGAACUGCAAGAACAGCUAUUUCCCUCCUCCUGCUCUGCCCUCAGGACGGGCCUCAUUCCUUCAGACAACAGCCAAUUUGUCCAACUCUCCAAGGAGAUGUCUGCACCCUUGGUGAACCAGUGGCCCUCUUUGGGUACUCUGAACGUUAAUGAAAGCCAUGCAGAAGCCAAGAUAUUCAGGAGGCACAGUUUCAUGAGCACAGAUCAACUCUCCACAGAAAUAAGCUUGAGUUCUGAUUCACAACGGAUGGGUGAAGGAAAACAUGAAGGGGAACCUUGGGGGCCACUGGGAAAGGACCCAACUCCAUCAAUGUUGGGCCUCUGUGGAUCUUUGGCCUCUCUGCCUAGCUGCAAGUCUUUAGCUAGCCUAAAAUCCAACGAGUGUCUGGUGAGCGACAGCACAGAGCCUAGCCCUGCUCAUAGUCCCAGCUGAAACAGCAGCAGACUAUUCUCAUAAAUCUUAAAAAUGUCUAUGAAGGAGAUUUUGGGUGGACAAAACAUCUUGAGUCAAGCUCCUUCGGCUUGAUUUCAGUAGUUGGGGAGGGCAACUGAACCAUUUAUCCAGCUUGAUGCAAAAGGGCAAAGUGUCUGCUUCCUCAUCAAAAUAUUCUUAGAAACCCAGACUUUCUUCCUUAAAUUGGGAGCAGAGGAAAAAAAAUUGAGAAAGCACCCCCUUUGUCAGAAAAUGGAAGGAUUGGCAACAAAAAGCGCUUUUGUAACAUGAUGCUGUAUAUAUGUAAUGUAUAUAAUAUAUGGUUGAGAUUGCCAAAAGGUGGCUGCCUCUGCAAAACAACAUUUAAGAAAAAAAUCCUCUGUCUAUUGCCAGAGGCAGAAAGAUCUCUACAAGUUGAAAGCUGCCGCACAUCGUUCAAUGUGAAGAUUUGCACAAUGGACAAGGAAAUUGCCUGGUCCUAUAUCUUUCCCUUUUCAUUGAAGUGAAUGCUCUGUGGUUGUGUUCCUGAAAACAGCAUUUUAAGACUUACUUGUGGGAAGAGAGAUAAUUUGUUACCCAUGUUAAGCCCACUGCCGCACUUCAAAGACAACUGCAGGAUCUGUUUUGGUUAAUCGUAUUACAGAAAGGGGAUUCAAGGCAGCUUCAGAUUCCUGGAUAACUUUGCAGCACAAGAAUCAUUUUUGUGUCUUCCUUGGUCCUGCCACUCUUGAACGAGUCUACUUCCAACAUGUUUCUCCUGCAUGUUGCUAUCCCAUUGGAAAUUUCUGCUAUAGAGACAGAACAUUGGAAGUUGAAGAACCAAUAUUUAUAUCUUGACUUUGAUCUGUGCCAUAGUUCUGAAGCAGCAAGACAAACAUUAAGAAUCUACUCCAGGAUAAAUCAAGAUCGUCACUGACCAGAACUGAGAAACUGACUGGUACCACCUAGUGAGAUUGUUAGAACAAACAAACAUUAAAUCAAAUUAAGGAGUUGGCAGACAAUGCUUACUGAUGCUUAUUUUCUGGUAAGAAAUCCAGGCUGGGUUUUUAAAUUCUGCAGUCACUAACAAUUUCAACAGUGACCAACUGUGUCAAGAAUGGGACAAGUCACUUACGUCUUCCCAUUCCUCCCUCCAAGUAAACACAAGUCUCAAUGGUUUAUGUGUAACACAAAAGGGAAGAGCUUCUUCCCAUAACCUUGUAAUAAUGACAGUAUUGUCAAAAUUACAAAGCCAUAACUGAAAACCUUCGGUAUGUCUAUGUGGGUGGUGAGGGAAUUCACAUUUCUCCCAUUUAGAGUACUGAGAGAUAAACUGGCUGUGCUUAUGAGCAUUGCAAACUUAGCCUAUGUUGCUAGUUAUGUACACUAACUAUGUUGCUAGUUAUGUACACUAUGUUGCUAGUGUACGUUUAGAACACUGGCUCGAGUGAACCAGGAAAACUCCAGUUUUAGUCAUAUAUUUUCUCAUAAGCUAUUAUCUGCAUAUUGCUGAAAGAAUGGGGAAUUGCUCAAGACCAAUUGAUAAGCUGAUGGUGAGGCACGAAACUCAAUAGUUUCCCAUUGCUGCCAACGUUAUUUAGGAGAAUCUUAUCCCAGUGCAACAUUUCCUAGAAUUAGAGUAUUCUAGGAUAAUCUAGAUUUAGAAUUUAGUAUUCUAAAUCUUCUGAGGCUCACAAUAUAUGACAGGAUCAGCAAUACAACACCUGCGAUCACCAUGUCAUAUAAGAUUUCCUAUGGCUGUUAAAAUAAAUUCAACUCAUACUA
Molecule: messenger RNA, 3546 nt
Organism: Pantherophis guttatus
Lineage: Eukaryota; Metazoa; Chordata; Lepidosauria; Squamata; Colubridae
Gene: RUNDC3A
Product: RUN domain containing 3A
Source: RefSeq, a predicted model, not a curated record